Molecule: messenger RNA, 2521 nt
Organism: Ahaetulla prasina
Lineage: Eukaryota; Metazoa; Chordata; Lepidosauria; Squamata; Colubridae
Gene: ADIPOQ
Product: adiponectin, C1Q and collagen domain containing
Exons: 3
Coding region: 85-834 (249 amino acids)
Molecular function (GO): protein binding
Source: RefSeq, a predicted model, not a curated record
UGAUCCAAAGAUCACUAUUCUCUCCACUGCAUUUCUGAUGUGCUGGCAAACUGCAGAGGACCUCACCUAAACAAGUGGUUAAACAUGAAGCAAGCAUCAAGCCUUCUUUUUUGUUCUAUGGUGCUACUAGUGAUCCUUUACAACCAUGAAGUUGCUGCAGAAGAAAACUCUCAACAACCUCAAGGAUCUUGUGCAAAUUGGAUGUCUGGAGCACCAGGUCACCCAGGUCAUAAUGGAGAACCGGGGAGAGAUGGACGGGAUGGAAGAGAUGGCCAAAAGGGAGAAAAAGGCGAGCUAGGUGAACCUGGUGAAAAGGGAGAUCAAGGAUCCUUAGGAGUUGCUGGUAUUGUAGGUCCUCAAGGAGUGCCAGGCGUUCCAGGAUUCCCAGGAUCAAAGGGGGAAAGGGGGGAAAGUGCCACUGUCUAUCGAUCUGCCUUUAGUGUUGGUUUAACAGCCAGAGUUUCUUAUAUUAAUAUGCCUAUUAAGUUCACGAAGGUCUUCUACAAUGAACAAAAUCACUAUGAUACAGUUACAGGAAAGUUCCAAUGCACCAUUUCCGGAGUAUACUAUUUUGCAUAUCAUCUCAGUGUAUAUGCCUCAGAUGUGAAAGUUAGUUUAUUCAAGAAGGACGCCGCGGUUAUAAUCACCUAUGAUCAGUAUCAGAAAAACGAUGUGGAUCAGGCUUCUGGAUCUGUUUUACUCCAUUUGGCAUCUGGGGAUGAAGUCUGGCUACAGUUAUACGGAGAAGAAACCAGUAGUGUCUAUGCUGAUAAUGUUAAUGAUUCAACUUUCAUGGGAUUUUUACUUUACCCUGAUUUGAAUUACGAGUCGUAGAAUGGGGAUAGAGUAGGGAAGAUGGAAGAACAGCCAAGCAUGAUAUGGACUCCAUUUUUCUUGUAGACUUCUGGUAUGUUAAAAACACAAAAUAACCUUGAAGGUGGUUCAAAUUUGAAUGUUUAUUGUUUAUUGCUUGCAUAUUAUGAUGAUUUGUAUGUGUAAGUCAUCAAACAUUUGUAUUCCUUCACACCACUUCAAUGGUUUUCAGUUCAUAAAUUCAGUUGUCUGUUAUGCAAUAAUCAGAUACAAUGAAAUCAAGUAAUACGCAUAUGCACAAACAUAUGUACAUCUUUUAUGUGCAUAAACACACCCAGACAGAAGUUUUCAGCCUGUACUUAUUCAAGAUAAUGUUACAGUAUGUUUAUUUAUAAUUACACCAGCAAAGAAUAAACAUUGAUUGGAUUUAUACAUUGUAUUAAGCCUUAAUGGAAUUUGGUUUUGGAUUAGCAUAUAAUAUACAUACAGCUACUGUGGUUUGUAAACCAUAUUUUAUAGCUUGGCAUGCUGUGUGAAUUUAGCCAAUUAUGAUUUAUUUAAUAAACUAUGGUAAUAUCAUGUUGCAUGGAUCAAGCCAGUGAGAUAAAGCUUUAGCAUCACAAUUUUCAGAAUGAUUCUUGUUUAGACCUAAAUUAAAAUUUUAGUUGCAUUUAAACGCAUAUCUUUGUUCCUUUAAUGGUUUUUUGGUUUGGUUUCUUUCUUUUUUCAUCAUAGAUUACAAAAGCCUUUAUGUUUAGAACUUCAGACAUUAUAUUGAAUUACAAAUAAAAAAUUUGUUCACUCAUAGUUCUAUUUCUUUUGGGCUUAAAAUUAUAUUAUUUAUAGGAAAAUGCUACACACAAGUGUUAAGUUAUUAUUUUAUUCAGAAGGUCUGGGUUCUUUGAUGAAGGGAAAUAAUUAUGAAUUAACAUAGAAAAAUUAAUCCCUGCAAGAACCAACAUUGUGAAUUCUCAAAAUAUGGCUAGGUUGAUGAUUGGCUAUGACAGAGCAAUUACUGCUCUUAAGCAAUGUGCUUGAGACGUGAAAACCUACUUGACCAAUCUCUUUACAUAUAAUUCUGAGCUAUAAAAUCAUUCCAUAUAAAUUAAGUUUGUGUUGUAGAGACAAUCCCCUUAAAUUCAUAGCCCAUUUCCAUGUAUAUUGAGCCUCCAAUAGGGACACAAGGCCCAUUUUAUAACUCCCUACUUGGUGAAGUAUCCAGACAUUUUCAACUUAUUUUAAGUAGCGCUAUUCCUGUUGGAUCAAUAUGACCCCGUUUCCUUGAAUGUAGCAAAAUGUUGGAUCUGUAAAACUCAACAUGCAUUGAUUGUCUCGAUGAUGUACCUUUAUAAUUUUAUGUUUGUUAAAUUACUUGAAGCUGAAUAUUUGCCUUAAGUUGCAGAAUUCUAGUCAGUGAUCAUAAUAAAAAAUGAAGGCAUUCAGGCAGAACUGAGACAAAUAUAUAUCUAUUCAGCAUUCAAAGUGAACCCUAUGAUACAUGCUUGCUAUUAGUCCAUUAAAAAGCACACAAUUUAGCUAUUAAAAGCCGUCUUGGUUGUUCAUAAUCCAAAAUCUCUACCAUACUUUCUGUCAUUCGUGAUUUUUCUUUUCUUAGUUUUUUUCCUAUUAUGGAAAUGAAUAUAUAUAUAUAUUUUCUGAGGUUUUCGCAGGUGUUUGUAUGUAGGUCUUCGGUUAUUCGGGUUUUCUC